CCCAAUGGACCGCGAUUCGGCGACGGCGGCGGCGGCGCGCGGCGACGACCGGCGCGGUGCUCGGCAGUGCGGACCGGUCUGCCGGGCGGAGCGGAGCGAGGUGAGGUGCUCUGUGGCGAGCAGUGGCGGACGAGCGAGACUGGCGCUGAACGAGUGUAGGAGGUGUUGGUCGUGUGACGGUGCCGCAAGAGUACUACGACGGUAGAAUAGAAGAAGAGGAGGUGUCGGAAUAGGGGUAGCACUCAAGUGACAGGCACUUGUCAAAGGAGUGUCCGGACAACUGUCAGGAGAUUAUUCCGACAACUGUCAGGACUGUGUGGACAACUGUCAGAAGCUUAUUCAGACAGUUGUCAGUAGUGUGUGAACAGCUGUCAGAAAGGUGCCCGGACAUUAUCUGAAGAAUAUCUAGACGGCUGUUUGAGGAGUGUUCUGCCGUGAGGGCGGGGGUCAUACGUGCCGCGGCUGCGGGCGCCGCUGCAGCCCAGUGAGUGGUUUGAGCUGGUGGCGCGCGACGCUCCCCGUGUCCGGGUGAGGUGUACCGAGUGGCCGAUGGCCAUGUGACGGACCAGGCGGUGCCAUGGCCGCCAGGACGCGCCUGUCUCUGGCGCUGCUCGUGACAGUCUCCACGGUACUCUCAGCAGUAUCGGCCAACGUCUUCGGCGGAGUUCCCGUGUUCGACGAGCAUGUGAUCAGCCAAGACGGCGGCAAACGGCCCAAAGAACCGGUAGAAUAUGACGACUAUGACGCGUACGAUGACCUGCCCACCAAUAGCAGCUCGGAGGAGGGCGAGAGGACCAUCCGGCUGCUCAAGCCGCUGCAGAACCUCACGCUCAUCGCCGGCGACACGCUCAAGCUGCGGUGCGAGUUCACUGGUGACCCGCCGCCCAACAAGUUUACCUGGUUCCGCAACGAGGCGCCGCUGGAGCGGGGCGAGGCGCAGAUGCGGAAGGCCUACAAGACGCGCCACGGCUGGCGGAUGAGGCUGAGGAUCGGCGCCGUGGACACCCACGACACGGGCUACUACCGGUGUCAGGCGUCCAACGGGGUCCACCGCGCCCAGAGCACGGCUAUAGUGCUGGUCAACCGGGGAGAGGACGGUCGACAGCCCUCCAGGCACCGUGACCCAUUGGAGGGAAUGGAUGUGCCGGCCUUCCCGCCGUCGAAACCCAUCUUUGACUUUCCGUCACUUACACCGCAGAUUGACUCCGUGCCUUCAGAGGACGGUCUUGGCGGUCUGGAGGGUCUUCUGACGGGCGCAGACGGCGGUAGUGACCAACUGGUGCCCGUUUUGGACCCGUCACACUGGCCGAAGUCACCCGACAACCCCCGGCAGCUGAGCGGCACUUGUCAGCCGUACCGGGGCGCCGCGUGCGCGCGACACCUCCGUAACCGGACUGUGUUCGUGGCCGACGCCGACACCCAGGCGCGCAUGGAGCAGCGCCUGGUGGACGCGCUCGGGCUCAUCGAGAUGUUCCCCGACCUCUCAGAGUCGUGUGGCGACCACGCCGUUCAGACUGUAUGUCUGGCGGCGUUCCCUCCGUGUGACGCUAGCCGACAGCCAGCGAGAGCGCAGCAGAUCUGCCGGGACGAAUGUGAGCUUAUCAAGGAGUAUCACUGCAGCAAGGAGUACACUGAGGCCCUCAAACACCCUCGGAUCGGUCUGAAGAUCCACCUGCCCAUCUGUGACGACCUACCAGCCGUGGGAUCGGCGGAGGCGUCCGACUGCGUGCGCCUCGGCCUGGCGCGCGUGGUGCCCGUCCAGCCGGAGCUCACGUGCUACACAGAGGACGGCACGGGGUACGCGGGCACCGCCCAGCGCGCCGCCUCGGGCCGUCUGUGUCGGCCAUGGAGCGAGCAGAUGCAGUAUAGGACGCUGGCCGAGCGGCAGCCGGCGCUGCUUGGCGGCCACUCGUUCUGUCGCAACUGGGACAACCUGGAGACAGAGCCGUGGUGCUUCACUGCCGGCGAGCAGGGAGGCAGGGAGCGGUGCGCCGUGCCGGCCUGCUCCGACCCGCUCAUCUGGUACAUCGUCGUACCCAGUGUGGCGUUUCUGGCGCUCUGUAUCGUGGUUGUGCUGGGCUGCUGCUUCUGCCGGAGGGUACGCAGCCGAGCCACAUCGCCCGGCUACGGGCUGAAGCAGACGGCAGCGACGGCGCCCGUGGAGAUGAGCGCACUGCUGCCCCGCCAGAGAGCCAGGGAGAUCCCCAUCCACAAGGUCCGCUUCCUCGAGGAGCUCGGAGAGGGAGCGUUCGGGAAAGUAUUUCGGGGUGAGAUAGUCGGCUACCACGGCGACGGCGGCGUCAUGCCCGUCGCCAUCAAAACUCUGAAGGAGGGCGCCGGCCAGAAGACGCAGCACGACUUCGCGCGCGAGGCAGAGCUGAUGACGGACCUGCAGCACCCGAACCUGGUCUGUCUGGUGGGCGUGGUGCUGCGCAACACGCCGCGCUGCAUGCUAUUUGAGCACAGCAGCCAGGGCGACCUGCACGAGUUCCUGACGCUGCACUCGCCGCGUUCGGACGUCUCCGGCUGCAGCAGCGACGGCGUGAUGAUCUCCGUGGAGCAGCUGAUGGUGAUAGCCAUCCAGGUGGCCGCAGGGAUGGAGUUUUUAGCUAGUCAUCAUUAUGUACAUAGAGAUUUGGCGGCGCGCAACUGUCUGGUCGGUGACAAUCUGACGGUGAAAAUAUCCGACCUGGGCCUGGCGCGCGACAUCUACGCAUCCGAUUACUACCGUGUGCAGAGCAAGGCGCUGCUUCCCGUGCGCUGGAUGCCGGUGGAGAGCAUCAUGUACGGCAAGUUCACCACCGAGUCCGACGUCUGGAGCUUCGGCGUGCUGCUCUGGGAGAUAUUCAGCUACGGCCUGCAGCCCUUCUACGGCUACACAAACGCUGAGGUGAUGGAGAUGGUCCGCUGCCACCGGCUGCUCCCCUGUCCCGAGGACUGCCCCUCCAUCAUAUACGCGCUCAUGGUCGAGUGCUGGAACGAGACGGCCCACCGACGGCCGACGUUCAGCGAGCUGCACGUGCGGCUGCGCACCUGGCGCGCCAUGCCCGAGGUGACGGCCCCGCACCGCAGCUCUGCGGGCGGCUCGCAGCACUCGCAACACAGCAGCACCGGGCCCAGCAACAACACGGCCAGCACGUCACUGAGCCGGCAGCAGCAGCAGGUGGCGCCGGCGCACCGCCAGCCGCCGGCGCCGGCGCUCUUCACUCGGCCCAGUACCCCGGGCUCGGCCGUCACCGUCAAACACAACGACAACUGGCCCAUCAUCCCCGACUCGAAGAUAUCCAACGUGUGACGUGCAGCGCUGCAGUGUUUGUUCGGCAGAGCUGCGGGAUAACGCCGAGACGGCAGUCAGCCGGGCAUGGGCAGCCUGAGACUGAGACUGUCUCUCGGAAAAAGGCAUAUUGGUCUGUGGCGCCACAUCAGGACAGGCUGUUCGCAGUGUUAGAUCAUGACAGACUGUUUCAGAGUGUCAGAUCAGGACGGAUUAUUGCAUUGUCAGACCAGAGCAGUCUGUUCGGUGGCCACAGACAAGGACAGACUAGUCUGAUCGGCGGCCCGCACAUGCCACUAACCGCCUCACCGAGCGGUAGAGACUGGACGUCGCAGGCUGCAGAUUCACUGAUACGUGCACCGUGCAGCCAACCAAAGUUUGUUACUUUUAUACGUGACCGGCCCCCUGAUGACGUCACUGAUAUCGGGUACCGAGUAGCGGCCGCGGGCGCUCUGCCGCUGCGGCCGGCAGCCACCACGCCCCCCAGAGAUCUGAGUUUUGUUAAUUUAUCGGCGUGGCGAGCGAAGCGGAGGCACUCCGUUUGACUGAUGCAAUACACUGUAUGUAUGUGUA
Messenger RNA from Amphibalanus amphitrite, 3847 nucleotides. Its product is annotated as inactive tyrosine-protein kinase transmembrane receptor ROR1-like. Gene Ontology annotation, biological process: multicellular organism development; cell surface receptor protein tyrosine kinase signaling pathway; protein phosphorylation. Gene Ontology annotation, molecular function: protein binding; ATP binding; transmembrane receptor protein tyrosine kinase activity. The record is from RefSeq and is a predicted model, not a curated record. The transcript has 11 exons. Gene Ontology annotation, cellular component: signaling receptor complex; membrane. Bases 578 to 3295 code for a protein of 905 amino acids. NCBI's taxonomy places the organism in Eukaryota, Metazoa, Arthropoda, Thecostraca, Balanomorpha, Balanidae.